AUGGGCAGCAUCGAGAAUAUUCCAGAAAUAGCACCCGAUGCUAUCCCUACUGUGGACAUCAGCCCCUUUACAGACCCAAAUGCAUCUGAGGAGGCCAAGAACGGUGUCGUCGACGCCAUACGCCACGCUUGCACCAAGUACGGUUUCUUUUACCUCACCGGUCAUGGCGUGAGUGAAGAAAAGCGCAACAGUAUCCUCAAGUGUUCCAGGAGGUUCUUCGAACUCUCCAUGGAGGAGCGCAUGGAUGUUUGGAUCGGCAAGUCGAUGGGCAAAUCAUUCCGCGGCUAUGAGCCCCCUGGAAUUCAAACCCACCAGGAAGGUCUCCUACCAGAUACCAAAGAGUGCUUCGCAAUCGGCCACGAGGUCCCUGCUGACCACCCAGAUGCUGGCACUUUCUCAACUGGCCCCAACUUGUGGCCCAAGAACCUCAAAGAUGAAGAAUUUCGAACUCCGGUCAUGGAGUACCAAGCCACUAUGCUUGCGCUCUCGAAAGUGCUCCUCAAGCUCCUUUCCCGCGGUCUUCCAAAGGCCUGGGGGCAUCCUCCUGACGUAAUGGAUGAUCUUGCCGUCAACCCAUCUAUGCCCAUGAGAUUGCUGCACUACGGUCCCCAAGAAGUCCUCGACGAGCGACAGUUUGGCGUGGGUGACCACACCGACUUCGGCUGCGUCACUAUUCUCCUCCAAGAGAUGAACACGAAGGGCUUGGAGGUAUGGUACCCGCCGACGGAGACGUGGAUCCCGGUGCCGCCCAAGGAAAAUUCGUACGUGAUAAACAUGGGCGACAUGAUGCAGAAGUGGACUGCAGGCUACUAUCGCAGCGCACGCCACCGUGUCAUUACCUCCGGCACCAAUCACAGGUACUCCGUCCCUUGGUUUCUUAACGGCCAGCUCAAGCUCAAGUGUAAGGCCCUCGACGGGUCUGGCGUCGAGACUAUUGUUGGAGAGCAUAUACGCCAACGCCUUAUCGCUACUAUGGGCAAGACCGGCAAAGCCCUAGAGUAG
This is a messenger RNA of Daldinia childiae, 1002 nucleotides long. RefSeq lists its product as uncharacterized. The record is from RefSeq and is a predicted model, not a curated record. Lineage: Eukaryota; Fungi; Ascomycota; Sordariomycetes; Xylariales; Hypoxylaceae. The coding region runs from base 1 to 1002 and encodes 333 amino acids. Gene Ontology annotation, molecular function: dioxygenase activity. The transcript has 3 exons.